AUGACACACUAUUCUGUGAAACAAGUGUAUGGCAAACUAACUGGUGAUAAACCUCAUAUUCAGUGGGAUAAGGUGGUCUGGAAUAGAUUGAAUGUGCCAAAGCAUAUGUUUAUUUGUUGGCUGGCUAUGCAAGGUAGAUUGCAGACUACAGCCAAUCUAGCAAAACUAGGGAUUAGCACUUCUGCUGAGUGUUUAAUAUGCAAGCAAGGUGAUGAAGUUCAUGAGCACCUACUUUUCAACUGUCAAUACAGUCUGCUGUGUCUGCAAGGGGUGGCAACUCUGGUAUAUCUGAUCUGGAAAAGCAGAAAUCAAAGUUUCUGGGAAAACUCUGUGCCAGCAGUGCAUUCUGUUAUGGGGAGUUUGAAGCAUAUUGUGAGAGAUAGGAUCACAGUAGUCAUGAGUCAGAAAUUAGUUGUGUUUUGA
Molecule: messenger RNA, 423 nt
Organism: Spinacia oleracea (spinach)
Lineage: Eukaryota; Viridiplantae; Streptophyta; Magnoliopsida; Caryophyllales; Amaranthaceae
Exons: 3
Coding region: 1-423 (140 amino acids)
Source: RefSeq, a predicted model, not a curated record